This is a messenger RNA of Oppiella nova, 1059 nucleotides long. Lineage: Eukaryota; Metazoa; Arthropoda; Arachnida; Sarcoptiformes; Oppiidae. The record is from the annotation of a GenBank genome assembly.
AUGCGGAAUCAGACCAAAAAGAAGGCCACCAUUUAUGAUCUCUCGGUGCUUUCCGGCAGUUCGCCAUCCACAGUCAGCGCGGUACUGAACGGCACGUGGCAAAAACGCCGCAUCAAACAAAGCACGGCAGAACAUAUUCGGGGAUUGGCGGAAGAACACCAAUACACAGCUAAUCUUCAGGCGAGAGGUUUGCGGCGGUCGCGCUCAGGUCUGGUCGGGCUGUUGCUGCCCAUUCACGACAAUCGCUAUUUUUCGUCGAUGGCACAAACGUUCGAAGCACAUGUGCGCAGCCGGGGACAAUGCCCCGUGGUUGUCAGCGCACGGCGUGAUCCGGAAGAGGAACGUCAGACGGUCGAAGCCCUGAUUGCCUAUUCCAUUGAUGAACUGAUCAUAGCAGGCGCGACUGACCCGGAUGGUGUCCAUGCCGUCUGCGAGGCUGCGGGGUUGAAACACGUUAAUAUCGAUCUGCCGGGCAGCAAGGUCCCGUCCGUCAUCAGCGAUAAUUAUGAAGGCGCACGACUUCUCACUAAAGCACUUAUAGACCAUGUCGAUCCGGCUCGCCCGCUGCUGUCGUCCGAACUCUAUCUCUUUGGCGGCCGUAAUGACUUUGCAAGCCAGGAACGUAUUCGCGGUUUCCGCGCGAUCAAGCAGGAAAUGAUGGGAGCAGAUCCCUUGGAUUGCAUACAGCCGACAGGCUACUCUCCCGCCAAAACCGCAAAGGCCUUUGAGGCCUUCUAUGAAAACGAAGGCAAACUGCCCCGGGCUUUGUUCAUCAAUUCCUCCAUCAACUUUGAAGGCCUCUUGCGUUUCCUCGGGCAUCACCCGCACGAGACAUUUUCCGAUAUUGUGGUUGGUUGCUAUGACUAUGAUCCCUUUGGAUCAUUCCUGCCUUUUCCUGUCUUCAUGAUCCGGCAGGACGUCGAAGGGAUGAUCACCAAAGCCUUCAGUCUUCUCAGCGAAGGUCGUCAGGCACCCCACGUCCAUCUCGUUGAGCCGAUGCUGGUUCCUCCCCGUACGGCCCUGAUCGGCCCGCUGGAUGCGAUCAAAGACAUUGAGUGA